Messenger RNA from Galendromus occidentalis (western predatory mite), 2012 nucleotides. RefSeq names its product 52 kDa repressor of the inhibitor of the protein kinase-like. The annotation marks the transcript as partial. The record is from RefSeq and is a predicted model, not a curated record. The transcript is spliced from 4 exons. NCBI's taxonomy places the organism in Eukaryota, Metazoa, Arthropoda, Arachnida, Mesostigmata, Phytoseiidae. Gene Ontology annotation, molecular function: protein dimerization activity.
AUGGCUGGGCAAAAUCACUUCGCAUCAGUAUCAGUACCAUCCGGAGUUGCGCUGAAUGAGGAAGAAUCUGCUCCAGACGCGACAACGCUGGGAGACGAAGUGACCGUGUCAUCACCGUCGGCGAGGCGACAGAGAGUCGCUCUCAACCCCAUGGAUAUAGGGAAAUUCGUGACAAGCAAUGGAAGUUGCGACCAUUCCCUGACAGACGAGGAGCGAUUUGAGGCUCUGACACACUGUUGGGAGCCGGACAAAGAGUAUGCUUUCCCUAAAACGAUAGAGUCGAAUCGCUCUCGAGCGCUCCAAUACCACUAUCUCAGUCUGUGGCCUUGGUUGGCAUACAAAUCUUCGAGCCACGGGGGUCUCAGAAAGCGAGGUGUACUCAUCACUCAGCCGCUGAACAGGUUCAAGAAAGCAGUCGACAUUCUCAAGAAUCACGCUCUCAAGCAUCUGAACAAUCUCAAACGAAACGCGACAUACAUGAGCAAUAAAUUCCAAAAUGAGCUCAUAGCGGCAAUAGGAAAGAUCAUCCGAAGAAAGAUAGUACGGGAGGUCAAUGAUUCUAAGUUCUACGCCGUGCUCGCGGAUGAGACAUCAGACGCCGGUAGGAUCGAUCAGUUGACGAUUUGCCUGCGUUACAUAUCGACCUCAGCCAGCAAGCCUGUCGUCAAGGAAGUUUUUCUGAAGUUCUGCGCCGUAGCUCAGAAAACCGGAGCCGCGCUAGCGCGUACCAUCUUGGAUGCUUUGGAAGAGGAAGGAGUCGACGUGAGAAAUAUCAGAGGUCAAGGAUAUGACGGUUGUGCUUCGAUGAAAGGAGCUGGAAAUGGUGUCCAAGCAGAAAUUAAGGCCGUGGUGCCUCAAGCCCUGUACUUUCACUGCGCCAGUCAUUGCCUCAGCCUCGCGCUCGUCCAUUCCGCCGAAAUUGUCCCUAUCAAACUGGCCGCUGGUGUCGUCAAGAGCGUUUGUAACUUCUUCUGUAAGUCUACGAAGCGACACCAAUGCCUGAUGGAUAAGAUAGAUGCCCACGCACCCACGUCGUCCAAAACACGGCUCAAAGCUCUGUGCCCCACUCGUUGGGUCGAAUCGCACCACGCCUUCAUUACUUUCAGAGAGCUUCUAGUCCCCCUCUUCCACUGUUUGGUUGAGCUCGGACAAGUCACGGGAGAAACUGGCGUGCGAGCAUACGAACUAGAGAGCUCCGUCUGCAAAUGCGACUUCGUGUUCGCUCUACUCACCAUUGAGAGCUUCUCGUGCAUUUUUCUCCCGUUGUCUAUGCAAUUACAGAAAAAAAGCCUCGAUAUUUUUGCCGCUCUCAGGAUGGUCGACAACAUCUUAUCCAUUCUUGAGCUUAAGCGUCAAAAUGUUGAGACCGAGUUCAAGAUAAUCUACGAUGAAGUCACAGAGAUCUGCGCUCUGCUGGAUGUCGAGAUCAAAAUGCCUCGCAUUAGCGGUAGACAAAUGCACAGGGAAAAUCAUCAGGCGGAGACACCCGAAGCUUAUUUCCGGGUGACUAUGUACGUUCAGUAUCUUGACCAUUUGAUCCAGGAGCUUCGUUCGCUGUUCGCCGAUUCUCGGCAAAAGGCAAUGAAAGUCCAAUGCCUUGUACCGAAGUAUACCGUCAGUAGCACUUUCGCCGAUCUCAUUGAAACGCUGGACUUCUAUCAGACCGACUUAGACUGCAGUGCCAGCGUUCUCAGAGGGGAGUUUGAAUGCUGGAAGGCGAAGUGGGGCAGGAAGGCUGGGAACGAGCUUCCAGAAACCGCAAUCGAAGCACUCAGCUUUUGUCCAAGGAUCGAAUAUCCGAAGAUCGCGACCCUCCUCCAGAUAUUUGCCACAUUCCCCGUGACGACAUCAACACCCGAGAGAACCUUCAGCUCCCUGAAGCUGCUCAAAACUUAUCUUCGAUCUACGAUGGGGCAUGAACGACUCAAUGGAUUGGCUUCGAUGACUCUGCAGCGCGAUGUACCGGUUAGUGUCGACGAAGUUGUCGAUUUAAUCGCCCAGGAUCCGAGAAG